Messenger RNA from Alosa sapidissima (American shad), 928 nucleotides. Its product is annotated as complement C1q-like protein 2. Bases 1 to 543 code for a protein of 180 amino acids. The transcript has 3 exons. Gene Ontology annotation, molecular function: protein binding. Lineage: Eukaryota; Metazoa; Chordata; Actinopteri; Clupeiformes; Clupeidae. The record is from RefSeq and is a predicted model, not a curated record.
AUGCAGGAGAAGAUGAGGGCCGUGAAAACCAGGCUGGAGGCCAGUCAGAGCAGCGCCCAGGAGCUGGCGUCCCUCAAGAGCAAAGUGGUGUCCAUGGACAGUGAGCUGCAGGCCAGCCAGAGGGAGAUUGAGGAGUUAAAGACAGCAAGUGCAGGGAAGGUAGCAUUCUCUGCCUCUGUCGGGGGAUGGGGGAACACAGGACCAUUUAAUGUAGAGAAGACUCUAAAGUAUAAGAAUGUGCUUACAAAUAUAGGCAACGCAUACUAUCCAGCCACAGGAAUCUUUGUUGCACCAGUCAGAGGAAUUUAUUAUUUCCACUUCUGCUACCAUGCUGACCAGUACAAAAGUAAGGCAUCAAUUAUCUUGCACAAAAAUGGUCAGCUAGUAGCCCGUGCUUCGCAUCAUGCAGCAAACAGCGGUGGAACUGAAAACGGAUCUAACGGUGUUGCUCUGCAGCUGGAGGUGGGGGAUCAGGUCUAUGGACCCUUUCAAGAGAGUUCCAUUAUCAGCAUCAUAGUUGGCCCCACAAGGCUUCCGUUUUAACAUUCCAUAUGUUAUCUUAAUGCAGAGGAAGUAGAUUGGGAACCAAAUAGAACGUUCAAGCAUUGUUUUUGUUUUUAUUGUUGAAAGGGUCUAUAUUGUCCUGCAGCCUAAUUCUUUGGUUUGGGAUGGACCAGAACAUGAUACUGUGCUCACUGGCUUUCUGGUCACCAGUUUGUGAUGUGGAUGGCUAAUGUUUAAAAUAUUAUAUGUAUUUUUUUAUUUUUUUUAUUACUAUUUGUUUCUAGCCUGGAAAAUCCAGACCCUGAUAAUCUAGAAAGAUUAAGGGUCUGGCCAAGAACAAUGUCAUGGCCCACUCGAGGUGCGGCAACAAGCAUGCAUUUAAAAAUCUCACUGCACGCAAUUGGAUAACACUAGACCAUGUUUA